AUGCUCCCUUUUAUAUGGUAUGUAACUAUAUAUGGAUUACAAAGAGCUUUCAAAAGGAAAUAUAAAAAAUAAUUCAAUGACUGUGCCUGUGAUCGACUGGUGUUUUAUACUAUUCCUACUAGACUGUAAAGUGUCCCUGAAAGGAAAAGGGGGAACCACAGUGUUGCGCGCUAACUUGACUCUCAAGUAGAUUUAGCAAGAUAAAUGAUUGAUCUGUCACUAUUUUAGUGGCCUUUUUAAAUAAUAAGAGGGCAGUGUUCUUUGGAGUGUUGCUAUGUGUUUUUAGCACUUUCUAAACUGCUGUGAAAAUUGUCUCACACACGUGUUGUCGCACGCACACCCACACACACACACACGCACUCCCCACACACACACACACACACACACACACACACACACUCCCACACACCCACACACCCACACACACACGCACUCCCACACACACACGCGCUUCCUCCCCCUGAGUCAGUGUUGAGAGAGCUAAUACUCAUGCUUUGAUGCCACCUGUAUAUCAGUGUGUGAAGUAAACGCAUGCUUUGAUGCCACCUGUAUAUCAGUGUGUGAAGUAAACGCAGGCUUUGCCACUAACAUCCACAUCCACUAGUGCAGAGCAGAGUGAAUACAGCUUCAGGCAGAGCACGGCGGCAGAGCACCCAGACUCCUCUCGUCUCGGUGAGUCUAGAACAAUGACUGGAGUGUGGCUCACACAGUCACUUUCUAUCCAACACCAAAGCACAAGAGUGUGUAUUGGAAAACACACUCACAUACUCAUUGUAGGUCUUAUAAUUGCGCGCUGUUUGUUCACCCGCACCCGCCCGCAGUUGCUAAUAACCCUUCCGCAAACCACCCGACUAUAGGUGAUACAUUUAAAAUCUGAGGCCCGCACCCAACCCUAAACCGCAAAUAUAGAAAAUGUGCUAUAGGCUACAGUCAAAGACUGCAGAACGGUUUUUUGACAGGGGGUGCAGUAUUUUUUUUGCCUGAUUUAGAUAUGUUUCUGCUUAUAAUUUCCAACAUUUUGGUAGGCUAUUUGUUAAUCAACUUGUCUAUAAUUAGAUACAUGUAGCUUCUCUUUUGUCAUUAUAUGUUUCCCUAGAAUAAUAAAUAAACCCUUGCUCAACAGAAUAAUGUAAUAGAUUGAUAUAGUUAAUGAUUCAAUCUAGUUGACAUCAGUAAAGUUCUCUCUGUCAUCUUUCGUGAAGCAAAGACAUCAGCAGUACGCACUAGUAGCGUGUCAAUCGGUGACGUCACUUGCUCUGCAAAGGCUGAGGUUUUAGUGGAGCAAUAGGGAACAAAGCUUCAUGGGUAACUGUUGUCGAUGUGUGCAGAGGGUCCUGGUUCGAGUCCAGGUUGGGGUAAGGAAAGGGACGGAAGCAAGACUGUUAGGUGCGUGUGUGAACGUGAGUGGGUGCGCAUGUAAGUGUGUGUAUCCCUUUGAGAAUUUCACUCUAUUAACAGCAUGCAUACAGAAGUUGAAGGGUUCUUCUUGCCAAUCCUUGUCCUAAGAGGUUCUUAUCCUCUUAGAGCAUUUAUUAACACUUCACUCUGACUCUUCAGACAUUCACUAGGAGCCGUGGAGAAGAGCGAGAGAAGAUAGAUCAGCUAGGUGCAGGCUCCUUAUCGCUGCCAGGGCCUGCUAUCUGCUAUUCCCAAUGGUGUCAUUAGUUUAGUAAAAUACUGCAGAAUUUACUCUCCCCUUUGGCUGUUAUAUCAAUGUUUCUAACUGUUUCUCCCCCCCUCUCCUUCUCUCUCUCUUUCAGAGGAAAUAAAGGAGGAGUCUGAAAAAUUAAGGUAAGUUGAUUUUAAUUAAGUUUCACAUAAAUAUAUCCUGGUUAAAUCCCGCGUGAAUAUUUUAAAGAUCUGGAGAGUCCCCUGCUGAUUAAAAGACCCAUAAGUUUAAUAAAUUGUGACAAUAAAAUAAUAACAAAGCUCAUAAGCAAUAGAAUGGCAAAAGUCUUACCAGACUUAAUACAUAUCAAUCAAACAAGGUUUAUUAAAAAAAGACACUUACAAACAAAUACAAAAACAUGUUUCAGUUUAAUACAAUACACAAAAAAAACAAGAUAUAGAUGUAUCUAUAAUGGCUGUUGUGAAUGGCCUUUUCUAAAAACUUUCCAGCUGAAAUAAUACAUUUAAUAAAAAUAUUAUAAAUAUCCUAAAGCAAAAAUAUACACAAAUAAUACAUUAUCUGAUGAAAUUGCUUUAGAAAGGGGCACAAGACAAGGAUGUCCUCUCUCCCCCCUCCUGUUUGCACUGGCAAUUGAACCUCUUACAGAAAGAAUUAGACAGGACCCAAAUGUAACAGGUAUCAGUAUUGGUAAACAUGAAUGUAAACUAAACUUAUUUGCAGACGAUCUCCUGAUAUACAUGACCAAUAUUGAAAAUUCAAUGCCCGCCUUGCCCCAUAUGGCUGCGCACAAAUGGCCCAGCAUCGUCCGGUGUAGGCCGUCAUUUUAAAUAAGAAUUUGUUCUUAACUGACUUGCCUAGUUAAAUAAAGGUUAAAAAAAAAUAUAUAUAUAUAUAUAUACAGUGGGGGAAAAAAAGUAUUUAGUCAGCCACCAAUUGUGCAAGUUCUCCCACUUAAAAAGAUGAGAGAGGCCUGUAAUUUUCAUCAUAGGUACACGUCAACUAUGACAGACAAAUUGAGGAAAAAAAAUCCAGAAAAUCACAUUGUAGGAUUUUUAAUGAAUUUAUUUGCAAAUUAUGGUGGAAAUUAAGUAUUUGGUCACCUACAAACAAGCAAGAUUUCUGGCUCUCACAGACCUGUAACUUCUUCUUUAAGAGGCUCCUCUGUCCUCCACUCGUUACCUGUAUUAAUGGCACCUGUUUGAACUUGUUAUCAGUAUAAAAGACACCUGUCCACAACCUCAAACAGUCACACUCCAAACUCCACUAUGGCCAAGACCAAAGAGCUGUCAAAGGACACCAGAAACAAAAGUGUAGACCUGCACCAGGCUGGGAAGACUGAAUCUGCAAUAGGUAAGCAGCUUGGUUUGAAGAAAUCAACUGUGGGAGCAAUUAUUAGGAAAUGGAAGACAUACAAGACCACUGAUAAUCUCCCUCGAUCUGGGGCUCCACGCAAGAUCUCAUCCCGUGGGGUCAAAAUGAUCACAAGAACGGUGAGCAAAAAUCCCAGAACCACACGGGGGGACCUAGUGAAUGACCUGCAGAGAGCUGGGACCAAAGUAACAAAGCCUACCAUCAGUAACACACUACGCCGCCAGGGACUCAAAUCCUGCAGUGCCAGACGUGUCCCCCUGCUUAAGCCAGUACAUGUCCAGGCCCGUCUGAAGUUUGCUAGAGUGCAUUUGGAUGAUCCAGAAGAGGAUUGGGAGAAUGUCAUAUGGUCAGAUGAAACCAAAAUAGAACUUUUUGGUAAAAACUCAACUCGUCGUGUUUGGAGGACAAAGAAUGCUGAGUUGCAUCCAAAGAACACCAUACCUACUGUGAAGCAUGGGGGUGGAAACAUCAUGCUUUGGAGCUGUUUUUCUGCAAAGGGACCAGGACGACUGAUCCGUGUAAAGGAAAGAAUGAAUGGGGCCAUGUAUCGUGAGAUUUUGAGUGAAAACCUCCUUCCAUCAGCAAGGGCAUUGAAGAUGAAACGUGGCUGGGUCUUUCAGCAUGACAAUGAUCCCAAACACACCGCCCAGGCAACGAAGGAGUGGCUUCGUAAGAAGCAUUUCAAGGUCCUGGAGUGGCCUUGCCAGUCUCCAGAUCUCAACCCCAUAGAAAAUCUUUGGAGGGAGUUGAAAGUCUGUGUUGCCCAGCGACAGCCCCAAAACAUCACUGCUCUAGAGGAAUUCUGCAUGGAGGAAUGGGCCAAAAUACCAGCAACAGUGUGUGAAAACCUUGUGAAGACUUACAGAAAACGUUUGACCUGUGUCAUUACAAACAAAGGGUAUAUAACAAAGUAUUGAGAAACUUUUGUUAUUGACCAAAUACUUAUUUUCCACCAUAAUUUGCAAAUAAAUUCAUUAAAAAUCCUACAAUGUGAUUUUCUGGAUUUUUUUUCUCAUUUUGUCUGUCAUAGUUGACGUGUACCUAUGAUGAAAAUUACAGGCCUCUCUCAUCUUUUUAAGUGGGAGAACUUGCACAAUUGGUGGCUGACUAAAUACUUUUUUUCCCCAUUGUAUAUAUUUUCAGAAUACUUAAAAAUCUCAGGAUAGAAAAAUUAACGUGGAAAAAAACGAAAUAAUGGCAAUAGGAAAAAUAAAAAGAAUAACUCAUGAUCUCUACAGCAAUCCUUUAUGUAGACCACAAAAUAUAUCAAAUACUUAGAAUCCACUACCGGUCAAAGGUUUUAGAACACCUACUCAUUCAAGGGUUUUUCUUUAUUUUUACUAUGUUCUACAUUGUAGAAUAAUAGUGAAGACAUCAAAACUAUGAAAUAACACAUAUGGAAUCAUGUAGUAACCAAAAUAGUGUUAAACAAAUCAAAAUAUAUUUUAUAUUUGAGAUUCUUCAAAUAGUCACCUUUUGCCUUCAUGACAGCUUUGCACACUCUUGGCAUUCUCUCAACCAGCUUCAUGAGGUAGUCACCUGGAAUGCAUUUCAAUUACAGGUGUAAUACAGAAAAUAGGGGGGGGGGGUGUAAUACUGAAAAUAGCCCUAUUUGGUAAAAGACCAAGUCCAUAUAAUGGCAAGAACAGCUGAAAUAAGCAAAGAGAAACGACAGUCCAUCAUUACUUUAAGACAUGAAGGUCAAUCAAUACAGAACUUUGAAAGUUUCUUUAAGUGUAGUCGCAAAACCCAUCAAACGCUAUAAUGAAACUCUCAUGAGGACCGCCACAGGAAUGGAAGACCCAGAGUUACCUCUGCUGCAGAGUAUAAGUUCAUUAGAGUUACCAGCCUCAGAAAUUGCAGCCCAAAUAAAUGCUUCACAGAGUUCAAGUCACAGACAUAUCUCAACAUCAACUGUUCAGAGGGGACUGUGUGAAUCAGGCCUUCAUGAUCAAAUUGCUGCAAAGAAACCACUACUAAAGGACACCAAUAAGAAGAAGAGACUUGCUUGGGCCAAGAAACAUGAGCAAUGGAUAUUAGACCGGUGGAAAUGUGUCCUUUGGUCUGGAGUCCAAAUUGGAGAUUUUUGGUUCCAACCGCCUUGUCUUUGUGAGACGCGGUGUGGGUGAACAGAUGAUCAACGCAUGUGUAUUUCUCGCCGUAAAGCAUGGAGAUGGAGGUGUGAUGGUGUGGGUGUGCUUUGCUGGUAACACUGUCUGUGAUUUAUUUAGAAUUCAAGGCACACUUAACCAGCAUGGCUACCACAGCAUUCUGCAGCGAUACGCCAUCCCAUCUGGUUUGGGCUUAGUGGGGCUAUCAUUUGUUUUUCAACAGGACAAUGACCCAACACACCUGCAGGCUGUGUAAGGGCUAUUUUACCUAGAAGGAGAGUGAUGGAGUCCUGCAUCACAUGACCUGGCCUCCACAACCCCCCGACCUCAACCAAAUUGAGAUGGUUUGGGAUAAGUCGGACCGCAAAGUGAAGGAAAAGCAGCCAACAAGUGCUCAGCAUAUGUGGGAACUCCUUCAAGACUGUUGGAAAAGCAUUCCAAGUGAAGCUGGUUGAGAGAAUGCCAAGAGUGUGCAAAGCUGUCAUCAAGGCAAAGGUUGGCUAUUUGAAGAAUCUUAAAUAUUGUGACGAGUACUGAGGAUACGAAGAGGCAGGACGCAGACGCAGGAAUCAACAAUGUAAAGGUUUACUUAACACUGAGCAAGAGAACAACAAAGAGCGAGUACACGACAUGACACUAACAAUCACACACAACACAACACUGAACAGUCCAGGGCUGUAUAGGGGUGGUGAUGAGGUGCAGGUGCGCUGGAGGUGAUUAUGGUGCGUUGGGUUUCCAUUCCGGUGUUGCCGAGGUGGUGCGCUCAGACCGGUGGCUCAGUAGACCGGCGAAUCAGAGCGCUGGAGGGGAGCAACGGGAGGAGACGUGACAAAUAUAAACAAAUCCAAAUAUAUUUUAACACUUUUUUUGGUUACUACAUGAUUCCAUAUGUGUUAUUUCAUAGUUUUGAUGUCUUCACUAUUAUUCUACAAUGUAGAAAAUAGUAAUAAUAAAGAAAAAUACUUGAAUGAGUAGGUGUUCUAAAACUUUUGACCGGUAGUGUAUAAAGGUAACUUUAUCCCAUUGCUCAACAAUAUUAAAGCAGAUCUAAUUAAAUGGAACCAUUUUCCCAUAAAUCUUACAGGUAGAAUAAAUCUCUUCAGAAUGGCAUGGCUCUGAAAGUUUUUAGAUUUAUUCUCGGUAAUACCAAUUACCCUACCGAAGACGUUCAUUAAAAAAGUAUACUUGGUCAUAAGACUUUAUAUGGGAAAAUAAAACUCAUAGAACACAAAGGAAAGUUUUACAUCUUCCUAAGUCAGAGGGUGGUUUUAACCUUCCAGACUUUGUAUCACUCGCCACCCAGGGCAUUUACCGGUACUUGCGACAUAUUGUUAAAUGUACUAAAGAGGAACAAUGGGUACAUAUUGAAGAUGUGCAUGCUCAUCCCCAGAAUCUUGUUACGUGUCUAAGGAUAAAGCUAAGAACAUUAACAACUUCAUAGUUAAGAACGCUAUAACAAUAUGGAAGAAAAUUAAACGUAUUCUACAAGAACCAAUAUCAAUCCCUAAAAACACAACCCUAUUGAACAAUCCUUGGAUAGCUUUUCAGAAUUCACAGAUAAAUUGGUCCACAUGGAAAACUAAAGACAUAGAAAACCGUAAAUGACUUAGUAAUAGGAAAUACAUUUAUUUCCAUGACAGAAUUAAAAAGCAAUUGUAGAUAUGAUGAAACGCAUGCAACUUAAACGUUUCAUAUCAAGAAAUGUAUUGAUUUGAGAGAGCCCAUUCAGCUGACACUCUUAGGAGAAAAAAAAGAAACUACUGGAUAUUGGCACAAGGUGGAGGGAAUGUUGGAACAUAACUAACGGAUCUACAGUAAACUUAAAUGUACACUUAAUCCAGUAUAAACUAAUGUAUAGAAUUGAUUAUACAAGAGACAAAAUUCAGAAAUUCUACAGCACAACGGCAGAGUCAUGUCUGAAGUGUAAAACUAACAGUGAUUCAAUAAUCCAUGCCUUCUGGGGAUGCUAUAAAGUCCAAAGGUUAUGGGCGGAGCUAGAAAGUUGGCUGUCAGAAGUGUUAAAAUGUAAAUUUACUUUUAAUCCGUCUGUCUGCAUAUUUCAAGACAUGGUAUAUGAGGGUGGAGUGAAAUACCCGAUGGGUUGGACGAUACUUUUCUCGUCAAUCAUCUUGAAAAAACGUAUACUUACAAACUGGAAAUCAACAAAUCCUCCAUCAUAAACACAAUGGAAAGGUGAAAUGAUUUAUUAUCUAAAUGUUGAACGUGCAUGGGCGACGGAGAGAAACAAAAUGGUGCAGUUUGAGGCCAUGUGGUGGAGAGUGAUGCAGGCACUAGAGAUGGGGGUGUGUGCAGGUGGGUCCGGGCAGGGGUGAUGUUGUGGAUGUUUGUGUGCGUCUGUAUGUUGUCGUUUGUAUGUGGAUGUUUUGUAUUGUAAACAAAAAUUCAAAUAAAUAAUAUCUUACAAAAGAAAAAUAAAUACAUCCUGGUUAAUUUAGGUGAUUUUCUUGUUUCCUUUUGCUUGCCCUUGAGUUCAGUAUAAAGGGUGUGUGUGUGUGUGUGUGGCCUCCAGUGUGUUUUUGUUUGUCUCAGCCUGGUCUACUUCUAAAAGCUAUUCUCCCUGUCAUUAAUGGACCCCUGCCUAGUGCCUGGCUCUAGCCUGGGAGGGAGAGAGAGAUUUCUAUUUUUUAUUAGGAUCCCCAUUAGCCGACGCCAAUGGUGACAGCUAGACUUACAGGGGUCUGACACAGAGAAAAAGACAUUACAGACAAAAUACUACCAUUUACAUACAUUAACAUGUAGUGUGUGUGUUUGUGUCUGUAUUUAACAGUUACACAUACAUGUCAGUACAUACACUCAAAGUAGGCUAGCUUUCGCCUGGGAGAGGGAGAGUUUGCGUGUAAGUUUGUGUUUGUGGAGCUUUGCUGCCUGGUAACUGGGUCAGUGGAAUGAAAUGUACCAUGAGUGCCACUCCUUUCCCUCCCUCUCUCUUUCUCUCUCCCCCUCGAGAAUCCCACAGCAGGACUGGAUGAUCAGGGCUGGAUCAGCAUGUUCUAUGUGCCAGCUCUGCUAGCUCAGCCCAAACGAGACCCCUGUGGUCGGUGAGGGGGUGGGUAGAGGGAGGUGGUAGAGAAACUGUCUGUGUCCAAAUACCCAUACUAGCGUACUACAUACUUAAACUGCAUACUAUGUACCAGAGGUUUGGACUCAAGUCUGACUCGAGUCACAAAUUUGAUGACUUGACUUGAUAGAAAAUAAAACAACUUGAGACUUGACUUAAACUCAGGACUCGAUUUAGAUUUGAAACUAAUGAAUUGAAAUUAUCUGGCCAGAUUUUGUAACGUUUUGUCAAUCAUUUUGUGGCACAUAGUCUCUGUGGAUUAGGCUACUCUUCAUGCAGCCAGAGACAGUAUCUCACUUGCAAAAAAAAUACUGAUUGGCUAGUGAAACGAUUGGACCAGCAAACUGUCAAUCAACAUAAGUUGGAUGACCUACAGUAGCGCAGUGAGAAGGUUUUUGGGGGGUCGCAAAUGUGAAAUUGCAUGGGGAAAAUACAUACAAAAUUCAUACAUAUUUUAAUAGGCUAGAUAUAACCUAUAAUUUGUAUUUUAUAUUUAUGCCUUUGUUUAUUCGAUCUGGUUACUAUCAUAGGCCUACGGCAUUGCACCAAAUUCUUGUAAUCUGUGCUUCAGAACCAAAAACUUGCGCGUCUUGACUGUUGACCGAUGACCAGUCAUCCAGAUUAGUGACCAGAAAGCACUUGUUUAAUUUUCUCCGGUUUUGCCUGGCAAAAGCAAAGUAGCCUACCUACGUUAAUAUUAUCCAUAUCAAAUUCAGUUUAGCAAUCUGCUACGGACUCAUCUUCGCCAGAACAAUAGGCUGGUGAUUUCAUUGAUCAUUUCAGGUAUGUCUAGUUUUUGUGGGUUAUAAUUAUAUGCCUCAGUGGUGGUACUGUAUGUCUAAAGAGAGCUGUAACAUGUACCUAUGGGAUGAAGGCGUAACAUAUUCUGGAAAAUUAUUUACGAUAUUUGUGAGAAAGAAAAAUAGAAAAAUACAGACAGAUCAUGCUUUCCAUCCAAUCCUGCAACCCCCGCUGCAUACAGGUAGGCUGUAUGAUCCUGCAGGCUCUGGACUCCAGAGAAGUCAAAAUGUGACAUGUUAUCCCUAGUUGAUGUAGACUCAAAAUGAAGGUGUAAAACGCAGUUUAUUUCUGUAUCUUGCUUUUUGAAAAUGCAUCACCUGUGUGCAAACAGAUUGCUGAUUUGCUGUACAGCGAUAGAAUCGGUGCAGCGCAAACGUCAAAUUGUAGGGAGAGAGGACUGACAUAAAUAAAUAUGCAGCUAAAGAAUUGUUUGGUGAUCAAGAAUAUUAAUUGUUUACUUUGCAUGCUCACCAGCAAUGGGGCAUCAAGCAACAAUUACUAGUAUAGGUCUUUGGUAUGUCAAAAUUGCUUGAAAUGGAUAAUUGAGUUAUGAAGCUUGCAUUUGGAAUUUGUUGUUAACAUUUAUUGUUACAUAAUCAAAAUGUGUUGUAGACAAAACAAUGAAAAGGGCUGUCUGGUUCCUCAAUAAAUAGGCAAAGAUUUUGUGAUCUUGGUACUACAGUGCAUUCGGAAAAUAUUCAUACCCCUUUAAUUUUUUCCACAUUUUGUUACGUUACAGCCUUAUUCUGAAAUGGAUUAAAUAUUAAAAUGUCCUCAUCAUUCUACACACAAUACCCCAUAAUGACAAAGCGAAAAAACAGUUUUUUUGAUUUUUUUGCAAAUGUAUAAAAAAUAAAAAACAGAUACCUUAUUUACAUAAGUAUUCAGACCCUUUGCUAUGAGACUCAAAAUUGAGCUCAGGUGCAUCCUGUUUCCAUUGAUAAUCCUUGAGAUGUUGCUACAAAUUGAUAGGAGUCCACCUUUGGUAAAUUCAAUUGAUUGGACAUGAUUUGUAAAGGCACACACCUGUCUAUAUAAGGUCCCACAGUUGACAGUGCAUGUCAGAGCAAAAACCAAGCCAUGAGGUUGAAGGAAUUGUCCGUAGAGCUCCGAGACAGGAUUGUGUCAAGGCACAGUUCUGGGGAAGUGUACCAAAAAUUGCCUACAGCAUUGAAGGUCCCCAAGAACACAGUGGCAUCCAUCAUUCUUAAAUGGAAGAAGUUUGGAACCACCAAGACUCUUCCUAGAGCUGGCCGCCCGGCCAAACUGCGCAAUCGGGGGAGAAGGGCCUUGGUCAGGGAUGUGACCAAGAACACGAUGGUCACUCUGACAGAGCUCCAGAGUUCCUCUGUGGAGAUGGGAAAACCUUCCAGAAGGACAACCAUCUCUGCAGCACUCCACCAAUCAGGCCUUUAUGGUAGAGUGGCCAGACGGAAGCCACUCCUCAGUAAAAGGCACAUGACAGCCCGCUUGGAGUUUGUCAAAAGGCACCUAAACCAGGUAAGCCAGUUGAGAACAAGUUCUCAUUUACAACUGCGACCUGGCCAAGAUAAAGCAAAGCUAUGCGAUAAAAACAACAACCAGAGUUACAUAUGGGGUAAAACAAAACAAAGUCAAAAAUACAACAGAAAAUAUAUAUACAGUGUGUGCAAAUGUAGCAAGUUAUGGAGGUAAGGCAAUAAAUAGGCCAUAGUGCAAAAUAAUUACAAUUAGUAUUAACACUGGAAUGAUAGAUGUGCAAGAGAUGAUGUGCAAAUAGAGAUAAUGGGGUGCAAAUGAGCAAAAUAAAUAACAAUAUGGGGAUGAGGUAGUUGGGUGGGCUAAUUUCAGAUGGGCUGUGUACAGGUGCAGUGAUCGGUAAGGUGCUCUGACAACUGAUGCUUAAAGUUAGUGAGGGAGAUACAGUGGGGGAAAAAAGUAUUUAGUCAGCCACCAAUUGUGCAAGUUCUCCCACUUAAAAAGAUGAGAGAGGCCUGUAAUUUUCAUCAUAGGUACACGUCAACUAUGACAGACAAAUUGAGGAAAAAAAUCCAGAAAAUCACAUUGUAGGAUUUUUAAUGAAUUUAUUUGCAAAUUAUGGUGGAAAAUAAGUAUUUGGUCACCUACAAACAAGCAAGAUUUCUGGCUCUCACAGACCUGUAACUUCUUCUUUAAGAGGCUCCUCUGUCCUCCACUCAUUACCUGUAUUAAUGGCACCUGUUUGAACUUGUUAUCAGUAUAAAAGACACCUGUCCACAACCUCAAACAGUCACACUCCAAACUCCACUAUGGCCAAGACCAAAGAGCUGUCAAAGGACACCAGAAACAAAAUUGUAGACCUGCACCAGGCUGGGAAGACUGAAUCUGCAAUAGGUAAGCAGCUUGGUUUGAAGAAAUCAACUGUGGGAGCAAUUAUUAGGAAAUGGAAGACAUACAAGACCACUGAUAAUCUCCCUCGAUCUGGGGCUCCACGCAAGAUCUCACCCCGUGGGGUCAAAAUGAUCACAAGAACGGUGAGCAAAAAUCCCAGAACCACACGGGGGGACCUAGUGAAUGACCUGCAGAGAGCUGGGACCAAAGUAACAAAGCCUACCAUCAGUAACACACUACGCCGCCAGGGACUCAAAUCCUGCAGUGCCAGACGUGUCCCCCUGCUUAAGCCAGCACAUGUCCAGGCCCGUCUGAAGUUUGCUAGAGUGCAUUUGGAUGAUCCAGAAGAGGAUUGGGAGAAUGUCAUAUGGUCAGAUGAAACCAAAAUAUAACUUUUUGGUAAAAACUCAACUCGUCGUGUUUGGAGGACAAAGAAUGCUGAGUUGCAUCCAAAGAACACCAUACCUACUGUGAAGCAUGGGGGUGGAAACAUCAUGCUUUGGGGCUGUUUUUCUGCAACGGGACCAGGACGACUGAUCCGUGUAAAGGAAAGAAUGAAUGGGGCCAUGUAUCGUGAUAUUUUGAGUGAAAACCUCCUUCCAUCAGCAAGGGCAUUGAAGAUGAAACGUGGCUGGGUCUUUCAGCAUGACAAUGAUCCCAAACACACCGCCUGGGCAACGAAGGAGUGGCUUCGUAAGAAGCAUUUCAAGGUCCUGGAGUGGCCUCGACAGUCUCCAGAUCUCAACCCCAUAGAAAAUCUUUGGAGGGAUUUGAAAGUCCGUGUUGCCCAGCGACAUCCCCAAAACAUAACUGCUCUAGAGGAGAUCUGCAUGGAGGAAUGGGCCAAAAUACCAGCAACAGUGUGUGAAAACCUUGUGAAGACUUACAGAAAACGUUUGACCUGUGUCAUUGCCAACAAAGGGUAUAUAACAAAGUAUUGAGAAACUUUUGUUAUUGACCAAAUACUUAUUUUCCACCAUCAUUUGCAAAUAAAUUCAUUAAAAAUCCUACAAUGUGAUUUUCUGGAUUUUCUUUUCUCAUUUUGUCUGUCAUAGUUGACGUGUACCUAUGAUGAAAAUUACAGGCCUCUCUCAUCUUUUUAAGUGGGAGAACUUGCACAAUUGGUGGCUGACUAAAUACUUUUUUUCCCCACUGUAAAGUAUAGAUCGAUUUUCGAAACGUUGCAUACUAUUAAACAUUCUUUUUUUCGCAUACUCAAACGGCCUACUAAGAUUUGGGUAUUCAGACACGGGUAUUUGGGUAUUUAAGCUUCCUCUCACAAAUGCCCUGCCCAAAUUGUCUUUAGGUGGGGGAGGAGUGAGUGAAGUAGGGAAUUUAUAUACAGACACCUUACCCAACCUUUCGCAAAGCUGCCCUGGCCUUCGGGUUUUAGAAAAGUACUAAAAAUCACCCAUAGCAUCACUUAUUCCCAAGGAUCUUCUGUAAGCCAAAAGGUGUCAACAAUUGUAGAAGCAGAAGCAACGCUAGCUGAAAAUCUAGUGUUAGCAUUCUAGUCUCCAUAGAUGCUUAACCCCAUUUGAUGUAAAUUAUGAAUAUGAGCAGGCUAAUCCUGUAUGUUGCUUAUUAGAGGGGAGAACGCAUGCUAAGCAGGGAGGGACACAGUGACUCAUGACUCAUAGAAUUAGCAGAAGUAGAAUGGACAUUUCCAUUCAAAACAACAUUGUUGCAUCGUCUCUCAAAAUUCUGUACGCUUCCUCUUCUCCUCCUUUUCCCCUCUGUCUCUCUGUGUCUCUCUCUCUCUCUUUCUCUCUGUCCUUUCUCUCUCUCUUUCUCUGUCCUUUCUUUCACUCUCUCACUCUCUCUCUCUCUCUGUCCUUCUCGUUCUCUGUCCUCUCUCUCUCGGUCCUCUCUCUCUCUCUCUCUCUCUCUCUCUCUCUCUCUGUCUCUAUCCCGUGUCCCACUGCACUCUGCGAGGUAAUCACUCAAAAGAAGCUGAAGUCAUCCUUUCUCUCUGCCAAGACACAAACAACACAGUCUUCACCCCCCCCCCCCCCCCCCCCCCCCCUUCUUCCUCCGUCCUUGGCUCAGAGCUCCGUACAGUCUGGGUGUGGUUGUUCUGAUCUAUAAUGUUUUAGCCUACAGCUAAGGACCCCUGGUUUAGAUCUACACUGAGGGAAAAAAGUAUUUGAUCCCCUGCUGAUCAGUCUAUAAUUUUAAUGGUAGGUUUGUUUGAACAGUGAGAGACAGAAUAACAACAACAAAAUCCAGAAAUACGCAUGUCAAAAAUUUUAUAAAUUGAUUUGCAUUUUAAUUAGGGAAAUAAGUAUUUGACCCCCUCUCAAUCAGAAAGAUUUCUGGCUCCCAGGUGUCUUUUAAAGACACCUGUCCACAGAAGCAAUCAAUCAAUCAGAUUCCAAACUCUCCACCAUGGCUAAGACCAAAGAGCUCUCCAAGGAUGUCAGGGACAAGAUUGUAGACCUACACAAUGGGCUACAAGACCAUCGCCAAGCAGCUUGGUGAGAAGGUGACAACAGUUGGUGCGAUUAUUCACAAAUGGAAGAAACACAAAAUAACUGUCAAUCUCCUUCGGCCUGGGGCUCCAUGCAAGAUCUCACCUCGUGGAGUUGCAAUGAUCAUGAGAACGGUGAGGAAUCAGCCCAGAACUACACGGGAGGAUCUUGUCAAUGAUCUCAAGGCAGCUGGGACCAUAGUCACCAAGAAAACAAUUGGUAACACACUACGCCGUGAAGAACUGAAAUCAUGCAGCGCCCGCAAGGUCCCCCUGCUCAAGAAAGCACAUAUACAGGGCCGUCUGAAGUUUGCCAAUGAACAUCUGAUUGAUUCAGAGGAGAACUGGGUGAAAGUGUUGUGGUCAGAUGAGACCAAAAUCGAGCUCUUUGGCAUCAUCUCAACUCGCCGUGUUUGGAGGAGGAGGAAUGCUGUCUAUGACCCCAAGAACACCAUCUCCACCGUCAAACAUGGAGGUGGAAACAUUAUGCUUUGGGGGUGUUUUUCUGCUAAACCUUAAUGACUUGGAGAUCUGCAAAGAGGAGUGGAACAAAAUCCCUCCUGAGAUGUGUGCAAACCUGGUGGCCAACUACAAGAAACGUCUGACCUCUGUGAUUGCCAACAAGGGUUUUUCCAUCAAGUACUAAGUCAUGUUUUGCAGAGGGGUCAAAUACUUAUUUCCCUCAUUAAAAUGCAAAUCACUUUAUAUCAUUUUUGACAUGCGUUUUUCUGGAUUUUGUUGUUGUUAUUCUGUCUCUCAUUGUUCAAAUAAACCUACCAUUAAAAUUAUAGACUGAUCAUGUCUUUGUCAGUGGGCAAACAUACAAAAUCAGCAGGGGAUCAAAUACUUUUUUGCCUCACUGUAUAAUGUGUUAACCUACAGCUAAGGACCCCUGGUUUAGAUCUAUAAUGUGUUAACCUACAGCUAAGGACCCCUGGUUUAGAUCUAUAAUGUGUUAACCUACAGCUAAGGACCCCUGGUAUAGAUCUAUAAUGUGUUAACCUACAGCUAAGGACCCCUGGUAUAGAUCUAUAAUGUGUUAACCUACAGCUAAGGACCCCUGGUUUAGAUCUAUAAUGUUUUAGCCUACAGCUAAGAACCCCUGGUUUAGAUCUAUAAUGCGUUAACCUACAGCUAAGGACCCCUGGUAUAGAUCUAUAAUGUGUUAACCUACAGCUAAGGACCCCUGGUUUAGAUCUAUAAUGUGUUAACCUACAGCUAAGGACCCCUGGUUUAGAUCUAUAAUGUUUUAGCCUACAGCUAAGAACCCCUGGUUUAGAUCUAUAAUGUUUUAGCCUACAGCUAAGGACCCCUGGUUUAGAUCUAUAAUGUGUUAACCUACAGCUAAGGACCCCUGGUUUAGAUCUAUAAUGUUUUAGCCUACAGCUAAGGACCCCUGGUUUAGAUCUAUAAUGUGUUAACCUACAGCUAAGGACCCCUGGUUUAGAUCUAUAAUGUGUUAACCUACAGCUAAGGACCCCUGGUUUAGAUCUAUAAUGUGUUAACCUACAACUAAGGACCCCUGGUUUAGAUCUAUAAUGUGUUAACCUACAGCUAAGGACCCCUGGUUUAGAUCUACGAUCCAUAAAGACAAACAGCACUCACAAAUAUGGCUUUACCCUUGGUUUUAUUCCUUAGCAACAGUAACAAGGAUGUGAUUUUGGCCACAAAGGCUUUCGACAGCAUAAAGACACACUCGACAGAGCAGAGAGCAUUAUUAUCAGGUGUAUGACAUCGUGGAUCUCUUCUCCUAAAAUAGAUGACUGGUAGAUUAAUUGCAGCCCCCUUUCUUUAUAAGAGUUAUUAGCUGCUUACAGUGUAUCAAAUUGAGCUGCAUAAAGAACAUGCAUAAAGCCAUUAACAGUACACUGCCAGUAGUGUGUUAGCCUCUGCUGAGUCCCCAACAACCGGAUAUUCCGGUUUUCAGGGGAAAUGGAAAGCGAUUUCCGCUUUUGGAUGUUAACAAGGCGACACUCCAUCUUAACUCCUCCUCCACAUUUGCUGGAUUGGUUGAACAGUGAAGAAGAGUUUUUUGUUCUUAGAUUUUAGAUUUUAGUCAUUUAGCAGACACUCUUAUCCAGAGCGCCUUACAGUUAGUGAGUGCAUACAUUUUCAUACUGGCCCCCCGUGGGAAUCGAACCCACAACCCUGGCGUUGCAAGCUCCAUGCUCUAUCAACUGAGCUACAGGGGACUUCUCAUCAAGACCAGUAUGUAAGGGAUCCAGUUUCUUUUGCGCCUGCUACAUUAUGUUAGUAGUGUGUGAUUGGUAGAAUAAAGACUGCUUAAGAUGUGGGAUAUGUUUUUAUUAUGACAGAAUAUGUACUAUGAUCUUGGUUUAAUUUUUUAUUUGUCUCUCCAGUCCUCCUCCAGACAGCAAAUCAGAUUCCAGCACUCUUCCGCCAAUCAAAUCAAAGACCAGCUUCGUAGAGGCCGACAAGUAUUUCCUGCCGUUUGAGUUGGCAUGUCAGUCCAAAUGUCCCCGCAUCGUCAUUACAUCACUAGACUGUUUACAGGUCAGUAGCAGAGGAGGUCAGGACGUGAACCCUGUGUGUCUAAAACUGUCUAGGCUGCAUGUUUCUGACCAUCACCGUAAUGAUAUGUCAAAACAAAUAUGGUAAUUUGGUUAAGGACUAUAUUGAUAUUAAAUUAUACAUACGGUUUGGAGUCAUCUAAAGUUAUUUCAGUUUCAGUGCAAUUUCUAACUGGAAUUUGACGUUGACCUGAAAUAAAGAAAUGUUGUAUUUACAUAGAAAGUUCAGUGACACUGGUUCAUAGUGCAGUUCAUGAGGAUAUGGGGUGUUUUCUGAAUGGAAUUCACAAGUUGUGUUUAUCUAAUCUCUGUAAAAUCUUGCGUAAUUUGGUCAGUGAUUAACUUCUGGGUCUAUACGUGUUAGAAAUUGAGAGCUCACACUUGCAAAAGGAAACUCAGCCAAAGACAGUGUUUAUCUGUUGUUCUGUGUGUUUGGUGUUUGUCCUGUAGAAGCUGAUAGCGUACGGCCACCUGACAGGCAGCGGUCCAGACAGCACGGCCCCCGGCAAAAAGCUCAUCGACAGGAUCAUCGAGACCAUCUGUGGCUGCUUCCAGGGACCACAGACAGAUGAGGGGGUGCAGCUACAGAUCAUUAAGGUUGGCCUCUGCGGUUGUUUGGUCUGCAAGAAAGUGUGUUUUGGAUAUUGUGUGUUCUGCUGUUGGAUUCUAUGCUUGCCUGCAUGGUGAUUAUUUAGAAUAUAGAAUUGUGUUAUAUCUGUUUAUACCAUGGUAUUGUUGAAUUCUUGUUUCUGAUUGGCUUGAAGGGCAUUCUAGAGCGUGCAUUAUUUCCCUAUAACGCACAGUAUAUUUGCACGGUAGAAUUCAAUGGCUAUAGUUCAUUCUUACGUGUUCUAUGUUUGAGCUGCUUUUAAGAGCAAAAGUGUAAUUCAAAACAUUAUUGGCAUUGUUGAAUUUGAUUUUCAUAAUAGCAAGCUAGGACUGAUGGUUUGGUUAGCUGAACUAGCAAGUCUGUUUGUUUGAAAAACAGCCCCAGACCAUUAUUCCUCCUCCACCAAACUUUACAGUUGGCACUAUGCAUUCGGACAGGUAGCGUUCUGCUGGCAUCCGUCAAACCCAGAUUUGUCCGUUGGACUGCCAGAUGGUGAAGCGUGAUUCAUCACUCCAGAGCUCCAGAGUCUAAUGGCGGCGAGCUUUACACCACUCCAGCUGACGCUUGGCAUUGCGCAUGGUGAUCUUAAGCUUGUGAGGCUGCUCGGCCAUGGAGACCCAUUUCAUGAAGAUGCUGACGUUGCUUCCAGAGGCAGUUUGGAACUCGGUAGUGAGUGUUGCAACCGAGGACAGACGAUCUUUACGUGCUACGCGCUUCAGCACUCGGUGGUCCUGUUCUGUGAGCUUGUGUGGCCUACCAUUUGCGGCUGAGGUGUUGUUGCUCCUAGAAGUUUCCACUUCACAAUAACAGCACUUACAGUUGACCGGGGAAGCUCUAGCAGGGAAGAAAUUUGACGAACUGACUUGUUGGAAAGGUGGCAUCCUGUGACGGUGUCACGUUGAAAGUCACUGAGCUCUUCAGUAAGGCCAUUCUACUGUCAAUGUUUGUCUAUGGGGAUUGCAUGGCUGUGUACUCGAUUUAUACACCUGUCAGCAACGGGUGUGGCUGAAAUAGCCGAAUCCACUAAUUUGAAGGGGUGUCCACAUACUUUUAUAUAUAUAGUGUAUCUAGUAAACCAGCUAGCUGAACACAUAGCCAUGGUAUAAAAAGGAUAAUCAACUCGGGGCUCUAUGCGUUCUCGGGAAAAUAAUACAACUCUGUGGAAGGUCAGUUCCACUCUGCUACACUCUAAAAAGUAAAGGUUCCUGGAGGAUCCUUUAGGGGUUCUUCAAAUUGAAACUGUUGGGGAACCCCUAUAAGUUCUUCGAAGAACCCUUUAAAACUUUUAAUGGAUCCUCAAAUAACCUUUUGAAUAACCUUUUGGGGUUAAUUUUUUAACUACCCCCCUAUUAUUAUUAAUUAAUAAUAUUAAUAAUAAUACGCAUAACAAUAACAACAAUAACAUAAUAUUUUAGUUGUCAGUGGUUGUUAUGAUUUUAGUGGCAAAGCAGAAUAAAAAAAUCAAAAUAUGAGGUCAACUCCCAGCAGAGCCCCAAGUCCAAUGUGUAUUUCCUCUGGUGUGUUGAUGUUCUCCGUAUCCAUAGCCAUAAUGAUUUUGCAGUGUAUGGUGAUCAAACAGGUUUCCUGUUAUAUUCAUCAGAUGUGUAGGGAGGGUGAAGUCUGUGAAUCCAAAAAAUAGUAAUUAUACAGAUGUUUAACAAAACAUGCACACAACAGUAUUCAUACAGUGGGGAAAAAAAGUAUUCAGUCAGCCACCAAUUGUGCAAGUUCUCCCACUUAAAAAGAUGAGAGGCCUGUAAUUUUCAUCAUAGGUACACGUCAACUAUGACAGACAAAAUGAGGGAAAAAAAUCCAGAAAAUCACAUUGUAGGAUUUUUAAUGAAUUUAUUUGCAAAUUAUGGUGGAAAAUAAGUAUUUGGUCACCUACAAACAAGCAAGAUUUCUGGCUCUCACAGACCUGUAACUUCUUCUUUAAGAGGCUCCUCUGUCCUCCACUCGUUACCUGUAUUAAUGGCACCUGUUUGAACUUGUUAUCAGUAUAAAAGACACCUGUCCACAACCUCAAACAGUCACACUCCAAACUCCACUAUGGCCAAGACCAAAGAGCUGUCAAAGGACACCAGAAACAAAAUUGUAGACCUGCACCAGGCUGGGAAGACUGAAUCUGCAAUAGGUAAGCAGCUUGGUUUGAAGAAAUCAACUGUGGGAGCAAUUAUUAGGAAAUGGAAGACAUACAAGACCACUGAUAAUCUCCCUCGAUCUGGGGCUCCACGCAAGAUCUCACCCCGUGGGGUCAAAAUGAUCACAAGAACGGUGAGCAAAAAUCCCAGAACCACACGGGGGGACCUAGUGAAUGACCUGCAGAGAGCUGGGACCAAAGUAACAAAGCCUACCAUCAGUAACACACUACGCCGCCAGGGACUCAAAUCCUGCAGUGCCAGACGUGUCUCCCUGCUUAAGCCAGUACAUGUCCAGGCCCGUCUGAAGUUUGCUAGAGUGCAUUUGGAUGAUCCAGAAGAGGAUUUGGAGAAUGUCAUAUGGUCAGAUGAAACCAAAAUACAACUUUUUGGUAAAAAACUCAACUCGUCGUGUUUGGAGGACAAAGAAUGCUGAGUUGCAUCCAAAGAACACCAUACCUACUGUGAAGCAUGGGGGUGGAAACAUCAUGCUUGGGGCUGUUUUUUCUGCAAAGGGAUCAGGACGACUUGAUCCGUGUAAAGGAAAGAAUGAAUGGGGCCAUGUAUCGUGAGAUUUUGAGUGAAAACCUCCUUCCAUCAGCAAGGGCAUUGAAGAUGAAAUGUGGCUGGGUCUUUCAGCAUGACAAUGAUCCCAACACAACCGCCCCGGGCAACGAAGGAGUGGCUUCGUAAGAAGCAUUUCAAGGUCCUGCAGUGGCCUAGCCAGUCUCCAGAUCUCAACCUCAUAGAAAAUCUUUGGAGGGAGUUGAAAGUCCGUGUUGCCCAGCGACAGCCCCAAAACAUCACUGCUCUAGAGGAGAUCUGCAUGGAGGAAUGGGCCAAAAUACCAGCAACAGUGUGUGAAAACCUUGUGAAGACUUACAGAAAACGUUUGACCUGUGUCAUUGCCAACAAAGGGUAUAUAACAAAGUAUUGAGAAACUUUUGUUAUUGACCAAAUACCGUAAUUUUCGGACUGUAAGCCGCGCCUUUUUUCCAAUUUUUAGACCCUGCGGCUUAUAUAACGGUGCGGCUAAUCUAUGGAUUUUUACAGCUAACGGCCACUAGAAGACCUCCUAAAUCUAUGGAUUUUACAGGUUACAGUCCACCAACUUUAACUCUAUGGGCUCUAUGACCGGUCCGCGCCCCCCACCUUUAAGCGGCGGGCUCCAGCAGGAAAAGCUGGAGGCCGGAAAAGAGUGAGACAGGUAGCGCGCAAAAGUAAAAGUGGAACCGAGAGUGGUACGAGAGAGAGAACGAGAGACAGAACGAGAGCAAGACAGACAGACAUUACGAGAGCGAGACAGUUUGUCUCUUUCCCGACAAUCCCCUCUGUGCACGAACCCUUACAUAUGGUAAUUAAACAUUAAAACACCUGCGGCUUAUAGUCCAGUGCGGCUUAUAUAUGUACACAUCAUUCAAUAUCAUUCAAUUUAGCUGCUGCGGCUUAUACUCCGGUGCGCCUUAUAUUGCGGAAAAUACGGUACUUAUUUUCCACCAUAAUUUGCAAAUAAAUUCAUUAAAAAUCCUACAAUGUGAUUUUCUGGAUUUUUUUCUUCUAAUUUUGUCUGCCAUAGUUGACGUGUACCUAUGAUGAAAAUUACAGGCCUCUGUCAUCUUUUUAAGUUGGAGAACAUGCACAAUUGGUGGCUGACUAAAUACUUUUUUUCCCCACUGUACCUUGGUUUUUGUGGUAAAUGUGAAUGAAAAAAACUGUUUUGAUAAUGGUUUUCAUACACAUACCUUGUCCAUAAUGUAGAGGCCUAUGGGAUUUUCAUUGAAGAGGUAAGGGAGGAGGAUGGUGCAUGUGAUCUGAAUAACAUACCAAUACCAAUUGACAUACCUUUUUAUGCCUCCUCGUCUGCAUACCUGCAGACACAAAAGUGAGCAGUUCAUUCAUCUGCACCCAAUACAGCUAGCCUUCAACAUAUUCUUAUUACAUACAUAUUCUUACCUCUUUGUUUAUUGAUAUCCAUUGAAUUAUGUCAAUUUUCUGCACAAAUAUGAAAAGAUAGAUGGUAUCAUCAUAAAACAUAACAAAUAUCAGUUUAGAUCAUACAAGGGACAAACCUUACCUUCAAUUGAGGAGAUCUUUAAAAAAUGUAGUUAAGUGCCUGCACCUGCUGUCCUUUAAAAUCCAAAUGUUUCAGUUGGGCAGUUAGGUUCCUGCAAGAACCCCCACCAACUAAGGAGGUUCCUCGAUGAAUGCCACCUCCUAUGGGGUUCUUGGAAGAACUAUUUGGGGGCAAUUUUCAGUGCCAAGAACCAUAAGGUUCUUCAAAGAACUUUAAGGAUCUUAGAAGAACCCUUGUUGAACCCCUAAUUUUUAGAGUGUAGUGCAUUGUGGAACACACCUUCCACGUUGUUCAUUAUAUUCCAUAGGAUGCAUAGCCCCACAUUGAUCAUCCCUUACUACGGGCGGCAGGUAGCUUAGUGGUUAAGAGCGUUGUGCCAGUAACCGAAAGGUCGCUGGUUCUAAUCCCCGAGCCAACUAGGUGAAAAAUCUGUCGAUGUGCCCUUGAGCAAGGCACUUAACCCUAAUUGCUCCUGUAAGUCGCUCUGGAUAAGAGCGUCUGCUAAAUGACUAAAAUGUAAAUGUAAAUUACCAUGGCAUUGUUGAAUUCUCGUUUCUGAUUGGCUUGAAGGGAAUUCUAGAGUAUGUGUUAUUUCAGCAUAGUACAAUUCAAUGGCUGUAGUUCAUUCUUACAUGUUCUAUGUUUUAACCACUUUUGCAAGCAAAAGUAGAAUUGAAAACAUUAUUGGCAUUGUUGAAUUAGAUUUUCAUAAUAGCAAGCUAGAACUGAUGAUUUGGUUAGCUAAACUAGCAAAUCUGUUUGUUGGUUACCAAGGCAACUACUGUAGCUAUCUAGUCAACUUGCUACCUAUUUCAGUGGAUGUUGAACACAUUUCUAACUGUAAAUGAACAAAUUUCUAGCGGCAAAUGUGUUAAAUUAUAGCCAUUGUAUAAAAAGGAUAAUCAACUCAUUGCUCUUUGCAUUCUCUGGAAAAUAAUGCAACUCCGUGGAAGGUCAGUUCCACAUCAUACUUUAUUUUCCAUAGAACGCAUAGCCCCUCGUUGAUUAUCCCUUACAUAGUGAGUCUGUACAUGUGUGUUACUUUCAUUUGUAGAGAGAAGGGUAGUGGUUGAGGGAAGUGCACUGAGCAGUAGAUAAGAGAAGUACACUGAGGUUAUUGCACUUAGCAGUAGUUGAGUGAAGUGCACACAGCAGGGAGGUGUAUUAAGAAGUGAUGACUGACAGGAAGUACACUAGGCAUUGGUGUAGUCCUGGCUGUGAGUCAGCGGGUCUGUUCUGAGAUCGUCUCGCACCGCUGCGUUCUCUCUCAGUAUGGUACAGUACCCCUCGCUGUGAAACAGCAGCCCAAAUCUCAGCCUCUACCCCUAAUCUGCUGUCAGCUCAUCUAGGCUCAGCUCAGUUUGGCUCAGGUCAGCUUGGCUCAGCUCGGCCCGGUAUAGCUGUGUUGUGUAGUUCUGACUGGGAGGAGGAUGGUCAAGGCAUCAGAGAUGUGAGAUGCAGAGGACUAUACGACUAGCUCGGGUUUUAAUCUACUCAUCGUGUCUUUCACACAAAUAAUGCUAUGAGUAACCAUGAAAGACCUUGAUAAACAUGAUGAAUCUUUCUCUCCCUCCCUCCCUAUUUCUUUCUUUCUCUCUCUCUCUCUCUCUGUCUCUCUCGCUCUGUCUCGCUCUGUCUCUCUCUGUCUCUGUCUCUCUCGCUCUGUCUCGUCUCUUCUCGUCUCUGUCUAUGUCUCUCUGUCUCUCUCUCUCUAUCUCUGGUCUCUGUCUAUCGUCUCUCUCUUGUCUCUUCUCUUCUCGUCCUAGUCUCUUUUUGUCUCUUCUGUUCUCUCUCUCUCUCUUGUCUCUUCUCUCUGUCUCUCGCUCUCUCGUCUCUCUCUCUCUCUACUCUCUGUCUCCUCUCUCGUCUCUCUCUGGUCUCUUCUUCUCUCUGUCUCUCUUCUCUCUCUGUCUCUCUCUGUCUCUUCUCUUUCUCUCUCUCUCUCUCUCUCUGUCUCUCUUCUCCUCUCUCUGCUCUCUCUCUUCUCUCUCUCUCUCUCUGUCUCUCUCUCUCUCUCUCUCUCUCUCUCUCUCUCUCUUCUCUCGUCUCUCUCGUCUCUCUCUUCUGUCUCUCGUUCUCUUCUCUGUCUCUCUCUCUCUCUUGUCUCUCUCUCUGUCUCUCUCUGUCUCUCUCUCUCUCUCUCGUCUCUCUGUCUCUGUCUCUGUCUCUGUCUCUGUCUCUCUCUCUCUCUCUCUCUCUCUGUCUCUCUCUCUGUCUCUGUCUCUGUCUCUGUCUUUCUCUCCCAUUCCUUCACUCCCUCCCACCAGGCCCUGUUGACGGCGGUGACCUCCCAGCACAUAGAGAUCCACGAGGGCACGGUGCUACAGGCGGUCAGGACCUGCUACAACAUCUACCUAGCCAGCAAGAACCUCAUCAACCAGACCACGGCCAAGGCCACGCUCACUCAGAUGCUCAACGUCAUCUUCGCCCGCAUGGAGAACCAGGCAGUAAGUCCCUCUGAGACACGCCAACAUCCCAAUGUCCACACUAGCAUAGCACUUAGAAUGCAGUUAGAAUGCAUGAUGCCCAAUACAUGGCUUUGUGGUUUCGUUUUAAGCGGUGUGCUAGUGUGGAUAUUGAAACAGAGCUACAGACAGAUAGAGAUACUGUACUGAGGGGAGAAGGGAAGAGACACAGACACGCAUAGAGGGAAAGAGAAGCUAACUCUUUAUUUGAGCAUGACAUAGCAGUUGAAUAAGGAGUCGUAAGGGUUUAUGUGCCAGGUGACCUAAAACUGUAAUGUCACAGGCCACAGCUAGGCUAAACAUGGCUAGCUUGACAGCUACCUAACCAAUCUAAGUCGCUAUAACUUGACUGACUACGGAUAACGUCCGUCAUGCUGAUGACAGUGUACAAUAGACUUUCUGACCAGAGGUCCAAGUAAGGUGUUGCUCUAAUAUCAUAUUUUUCUUUUCGAUUGACACUUCUUUCCCCCCCUCACCUCCCCCCUGGACACGUAGCUUACAAAUCACAAGAUAUCUUGGUCUCUGGCCUCAAGAAAACGUGACCGCCAGGUAAAGCCAACAGGACUGCCUUGACUUGCCUGAUCUAAACUCUGAACUCUCUGUGUUCUCAUUUGGCUCCAUCCAUCAGUCCAUCCAUCCAUCUCUCUUUCUCCUCCUCUGUUCCAGCUAUGGGGCAGACUUGCAUUGUGGUUACGCUGUGCUUGCUGUGGCUUCAGUUCAGUUGCCUGUGAAUUAUUAUCUUUUCUUCAGCACCGAUUUGCAUUCAUAAAAUGCAUUCACUCGUCUUUGUAGUAGUGUGUGUGUGUGUGUGUGUGUGUGUGUGUGUGUGUGUGUGUGCAUGUGAGUGUUCAUACCAGUCGACAGAGCCAUUCAAAUGUUUUUCUGUUUGCAUUGUGUGUGUUUGGGCUUACACUUUUGAUUGAAAAUACACACACACACACACACACACACACACACACACAUUUCCCAUCUUCUCAAGUGAUAUGGCUGUGUGUGUAUUCUCAUUAGCUGGCAGAAUCUCAUCUCGCUGCGUUUGUCUGGGAUUGUUACCAUCGGAGUAAUUCCUUUUUAAAUAGAGGGCCAUAUCAUUGAAUUUGAGAGUUGUUAGAAUUGAAUGGUAAAUGUAAUGCCAUCACUUAUAGUAGAGCGAGAGCAGUAGCGUUGACACAAUGGCUUUUAGAGCAAGACAGUUUGAGAGCAGCAUUUUCGGUAAACAAAUGGAGAGGCACCUCCAUUUCUGUGUGUCACUGUGUGUGUGCGUGCGCGCGUGUGUGUGUGUGCGUGCGUGUGUGUGCGUGCGUGCGUAUAACGUGUGUCAUGUCUAGCUGCCACAGAGAUAAUGGUGCUACAUGACUCUGCCACGUCUGAUAGGAGGACAGUGAGCUGCAUACUAAACACAUCUGGCUGGAUUUGUCAUUGCCAGCACAACCUCUAUACCAAUGUCCUCUCUUUAUUUAACCUUUAUUUAGCCACGAAAGUGGUUGAGAACAAAUUCUGUUACAUUUACAAUCUGAUAAUUAGCCAUGUUUUAUGUUGUGUGUAUAGGAAUAGGGGAAAAUGGCUAUAGGCUGGUGUUAGAGAAGGUGUGUCAUUCACAAUCAUAUUGGUAGUUGUGUGAAAGUGUCACACUGUAUUUGCUUCCGUUCCUAACCUGUGUCUUUCCUCUGAAUCAUCGUGUGGCUCAGUUUUUCAGUUCUUUUAACAUUAUUGUUAUAGUACACCUACACAUGCAGCCAGAUACUGUGUAGUGGGCUGCUGCAGCUUGGCUGUUUUCCGUUGUAUACUGUAACAAAUGUUUAGGAUGUGUAUAUUUAUAGGUUCAUAUGCGCAUAUUAAAAUAAAAACAUCUUGAGGUUACUUUGGAGCUGUGGAGGAAUCAUAUGAAGACAUAAUUCAUAAUUCAGACAACUCAGUCUCUAGAUGCAAUUCAACAUCUCCACAUUUGAAGUUGUGGCAUACACAUCAACAUCAGUGGCACAUCAACCAGGAGAACAUGCAAUAUUUUAGACCAGAAAUACUCUGCCUCCUUCUCUGCACUGAAAUAGCCCAGUUUAUAUAAGCAUGUGAGAUGCUCUGCCUCAUACUUGUUUUGACAGCAUGUCAUUCAUAAACACAUUUUAGACAGUCCUGAUGUUAAAAGAGCUAUGCAGAAUCUGUGUUCUGCUCUCUCUGCCUGGAAAGCUGUGAUUCCAAAGCUGCCGUGUGUUGCUUCCUGAUCUGACAUCGGGAAGUGUUGCGGCUUGGCAUUGGGGUGGAAACCCCUUAGGGAAUCUUUGAGAGGGAAUUGAUAUAAUGAGUUUGUGUACAUUGUGUUAACACAUUUCUGUGUGUGUGUGUAUUUGUGUGUGCGUGUGUGUGUGCGCGUGCGUGUGUGUGUGUGUGUGUGCAUUUGGCUUUGUCUGUGUGUGUUUGGUUGUAUGUGGCUACACUGGGUUGGACUGGGUCUGGCUCUUUGGAUGUGUGUCUGUGUCUGCCCGUCUGUCCCCCUCCUCCCCUCUAACCCCUCCCUAGCUCCAGGAGGCCAAGCAGAUGGAGAGGGAGAGGCCCCGGCAGCACUCCCCAGUCACCCAGCAACAGGAACAGGAACCGGACUCACCCCAGCUCCAGCAGCACACCUACCCCCCAGCCAAGGGCGUUCCUCGGGAGGCCAACGGCCCCACCACCCCCUCUACACCCACACCCACCUCCACCCCCACCACUCCUACCCCAAUCCUGGCCCCUCAGGGCAGAACAGCUGGGCCCGGGGAUCCCCAGAAGGGCCAGGGGGCCACGGAGGAGGAGCAGGGGAUGGUGUAUGAGAGCCCGGACCCAGAUAACGGCUCUGAGUUCAGCACAACAGAGAACCAUCAGACAGAGGCAGCCGCAGCACAGAGUGAGUCUCACCUUAGAGCGAGCAGACAGACAGGGACACACUGUGUCACACACACUCAGACUAACAAAUAUAGGCACUCAUGUUCAAGGUCAUACAGACAGACCUUCACUGUCGCUCAAUACCUUGCAGUAUGUUUGAGGAUAGACAUUUCCAGGGGUAUAGUGCUAGACUAGUAUCUGUGGUGCUUUAGACAGUAACAAAGCCUCAACCUGGACAUGUUUGUGUACUCAAUAUUGGUAGAACUCUGGGACAAAAUAUUUUGUCUGUGUUAAAUAAGCAUUUGAUGAGAUGGCUUUCUCUUUAGGCAGUAAUGCACUAGUUUACAGAAAACCAUUUCUGACAGCCCAUAAGUGCUUUCAUUAGUGACUGAAUGAGAGAAGGGAUUGAAAAGAGAUUGAGAGGUUGGCACCAAGAGUGAGAAGAGAUGCAUCCAAAUAUUCAAUAAUCAUUUUGUUAGCAAAUUACUCAAUGCUUUCAACACGAACACACACACACACACACACACACACACAUGCACAAUUUAUUCAGUGAAGAUGUGAUAGCUGUUACCAGUGACUACUGUUUAUCUUGUCAACAUUGACAGUUACAGUAUCAAAGGCUAAUGCUCAGCCUCACUCAGAGAAAACACUUUCUUUACUGUUUCCCAUCUUAACAUUUAAAGUGUAUUGAGGUUCUUUUAAAUGGAUUUUGACAAAGUUUUACUUGUGUUGUGUUCAAGGUGCCGCUCAGCGUGACCAAGAGACAGCAGUAGAGGAGGAGGAGCCUAACUAUGAGGAGAAAGCCCAGGAGAUCGUCCAGAGCAUCCUACAGGAAGUCGUCAACACCAUCGUUGGAGGUAACUCUAUGGAUCUGAAAUCAGAUUUGUGUCUGCGGUCAGUUAAGUCAACAAUGGAGUUUUACCGGUACAUGGAAUUCUGAUACAAAAUAAUUUUAGAAUGAGAAUUUGCUUAAGUCUGGAGAUAGUUUAGGUGUUACUGUGUGUUUACUUGUUUGCCCUAACUAGAAAGAGAGAGAGUUGUGUGUCUCAGUGCUAUUUUGACCCUUUGCAUACUAAACCACUCCAAAGGGCACUGCCUGAACCCUGCCCAUCUGUGUUCAGAUGCCAAGGAGCCCGCUGGCGAGACUGAGCAGCCCACAGAGAUCACGGAACCCGCUGAGAUCAUCACCAAGGUAACGGAGGUCACAGAGGUGGCAGAAGAUGAGGGGGCGCUGGGCAGCGACAGCGAGAACGUCCAUGCCAACGGAAUCCCCGGCACUCCCAUCUCUGCCAGCUUCACCCCGUCGCUGCCCGACGACAGGCUGUCUGUCUGCUCCAAUGAUACACAGGUGAGAGGGAUUGACCUGACUGUAACCAUGGCAACACACUUCGCUCUACAAAGUGGGUUUGUGCUAGCCUGGGUGUCUGUUUCUGUUUCAACAGAAAAAUACAACGGUUUAAAUACCCAGUCCGAUAACUUUUAUAUAUGUUUAUCCGUUUGUAAAAAGGAAAAUGGAAGUAAUUGGUAACAUGAGGAAUUAAAGAGGUGAGGGCUAUUCAAUCCCUCUGCUACUGCAGUCAUAAAGGAAAAGAUAAAGGCGGAUACCUCGUCAGUUGACCAACUGAAUGCAUUCAACUGAAGUGUGUCUUCCGCAUUUAACCCAACCCCUCUGAAUCAGAGUGUCUGUCUUCUAGUCUGCUGGGGUUGAUUCCUACAUGAUUCAUAGAUUAUCUCCUCUCAGUUCCUCAGGUUAUUAUAGCUAAGGUUGAGCACUGUAAUUAUCUACACUCUUUGAAAAAUGUGGCUAUCUAGAACCUAAAAGGGUUCUUCGGCUGUCCCCAUAGGAGAACCCUUUGAAGAACAGUUUUUGGUUCCAGGUAGAACCCUUUUGUUUCCAGGUAGAACCCUUUUGGGUUCAUUGUAGAACUCUUUCCACAGAGGGUUCUACAUGGAACUCAAAAGGGUUCUACCUGGAACCAAAAAGGGUUCUAUCUGGAACCAAAAAGGGUUCUCCUAUGGGGUCAGCCGAAGAACCCUUUUGGAACCCUUUUUCUAAGAGUGUACAAUUACAGGUUGAACAGAUACAUUAAUAGGAAUAAUUUAUUUCACACUCUUUUUGUCAAGUGGGGAAAUCAUUUUAGAGGAUAAUUGACUCUUGAUAAUGGACUUUCGAUGAAAGGUUUUUGAUGUAGACCAUCUGUUUGUGUUUCUGCGUUAGGAGUCGGGGGCGACCACAGGCCCAGUACCAGGUGCUAAGUUCUCCCAUAUUCUCCAGAAGGAUGCCUUCCUAGUGUUUAGAUCUCUCUGCAAGCUGUCCAUGAAGCCUCUGUCAGAUGGUCCCCCAGACCCAAAGUAAGUUGAGUUCUUGUAUCGGGACACUUAUUAUGGCUUUGUUUUAGAGAAUUGAAUAGAGGAACAGUAGCUAUAUUACCCUAGUAAGUAGGCUAUUACAGGUUUAUUUAUGGAGUGUGUUCCUUAGUUGAAUCAUGUCUUGUGGAGGGUAGCCUAGUUAUUAGUGGGAGUGUUGUGAUAGUUGGUUGGCGUGUGUGUUUGGAUGAAGCAUCACUCAGCUGAUGAUUGGUUCUGGAUCACUUCCUGUGCUCCCUGUUUUUUCUCCCUGUAUGGAACAGGAAAUGACAAGGGAAAAAAUAUCUAAUUAGAUUUUGCCUUGAUCCAAUACGAGGGAGAUUACAUUUUGGUGUUCUUCUGUAUGCAUUUUCCAGCCCGUUACAGCCAAAGAGGCAUCUGAUUUGCUGGAUCUGAUAGCAGUUUUUACAUAACAGGAUUUCCUCAAUCUGGUUUCUGUAUGGUAACUCAAUUCUGACUGGCUGUCUCCCGUCUCCAUCAUUCUCCCAAUGGCCCAUGUGGCCUAACACUCUAUCCGCAUUGGCUAGUGAGAGUACUGGCCCAGUGUUCCUGUAGUGUUGUCAGGAUUCUAAGAACACAAGAGAGAUGUUCCGUCUUCUAGACAAUGGUGGAAUGGAACCCUGUUUAUCACAGGCCUUUGUCAGGGGUGACAGGGAGGAAGGCGGUGCCACCAGAGGAAGGGCUGUGUGCAGUUUCUGUAAGACAGAAAGCCUUUUCACCCACAGAGAGAUUUACUCCAUGACUGGCCCUGGUGAUACCCGGACGACACACAGGAAACCUGCUUUAUCUGGAUAUCAGCUGUAUAACUUACAACCGAUGCUUUGAACAAGUAUUUUUAGGGAUUACAAAGGCUAAAUCAGUAUUGAAUCCUGCUGUUGUAAUUCGUUAAUAAAGAAUUCAAGUUUGGUGUAUUAGCUUGUUUUUUUGUUACCUAAAUUAGCUUUAAGGAAGCACACAUGGACAAUCCUCAACAGUCAAAUGGUUUCAUUUUCAUGGCAUGCUCAGUUCAACCCACUGACUAUGAACACCACACACACACAUAUGAUUUAUGUUUUGCAUAUAUAAAUACAUUUCAAACAUUCAAAACAUGCCCUCUGUAAUUUGUCUUGUUGUUCAUGGCUCAGGUAUGUUUUGUUCCAUUUGAUUUUCUAUGGUUCAAAUUGUUGAUUUGUUAUUGUACUGAAAAUGUACCCUGCCUACCUUCUCCGGGCCAAGCUGAAAUGAUAAAGUUGUGUAAGGUUUCCCCUGCGCUGCAUGUGCCUGAGAGAAUCAGGAGAUACAGUGCAUUCGGAAAGUAUUCAGACCCCUUGAUUUUUUCCACAUUGUUACGUUACAGCCUUAUUCUAAAAUGUAUUAAAUAAAUAAAAAUCCUCAUCAAUCUACACACAACACCCCAUAAUGACAAAGCAAAAACAGGUUCUUAGAAAUGUUAGAAUAAGGCUGUAAAUAAGGUAUUUUUUGUUUCUAUUUUUAAUACAUUUGAAAACAUUUCUAAAAACCUGUUUUCGCUUUGUCAUUACGGGGUAUUGUGUGUAGAUUGAUGAGGAUUUUUAUUUAUUUAAUACAUUUUAGAAUAAGGCUGUAACGUAACAAUGUGGAAAAAAUCAAGGGGUCUGAAUACUUUCCGAAUGCACUGUAUUUCUGUAUGCUACAUUAAUAUGUCUGUCUGUGGAGGAGGGCUGGGGAACAUUUACAGAUAGGAAGCCAGUCACUGCAAAUAAGACGACAACAAAAUACAUAUUUUGGGUUCCUACUUCUCCAUCAUACAGCUGUUCAGAAAUACGGGUUGGACUAAUUGAAGGGGGAAAUGGACAAUAUAAUUAUAUAACUAUAAUGAUCUAUUAAGGAAAUAUGCCCUCUCUACACUGUAACAUAUGGUGUUUGUAUGAAAUGUGCAGAUCUAUUCUUUAAAAUAUUAUUGGAAAAAGAAAAGGAGCUCUAGCACAUCUAGCUAGGUCAGGCUCUUAGUAUAGAGAAGGACAUUAGGUGGACAUCCCCAGAUCCCCUGACUGCCACCAAACCAUUAGUAUCCUCAGUCAGUUGUGGGUCAACCAGGAAGUGGUGCUAAUAACUUAUGAAUCAGAUGGUGUCUCACAGUGCACCUGUUAUUGAUGCAUCUCUGUCAGGGGAGGGCUGGCCAUCUGGCAUUUCGGCCUAAUGGGCCUGUAUAACUUGUUUUUUUUUUGUUGCACAAAAUGAUAAUUAUCUGGCUAGUAAUGGAAUCCUCAAGGGGAAAAAUGGGCCGGUGUAGGGGCCUCAAGGAAGAAAAUGGGCCGGUGUGUUAGAAAUGCCUGGGCCAUUUUUGGUCCCAGUCCACCCCUGAUCUCUGUCUUCCUCCCCCCAUAAUGAAUACAUUAUCAGGAGACACUUUAUGUGCAUAUUAAGCUGAUUGAUGGCAUAUGGUAUAAAUCAAGGUAACGUUCAGCAGGCACAACGUUUUGGAACGUUCAGAUAUAAAUAUGCUGGAACAAACAUGCAUCUCUGACAUGUAGAAUAAGGAGUCAUGUGGGCUCUAUUCAUGGCAUUUCUAUCUGCAAUGUUCGAGAUUGGCUACUGAACAUAUAAAGAAUACUUAGUCCUGUUGCACUUGAAUGUUAGAAGUCUGAAUCAAUGCCUCUUUCUGUCUCCUGCCAGGUCCCACGAACUGCGCUCCAAAGUGUUAUCCCUCCAGCUGCUCCUAUCCAUCCUGCAGAACGCUGGGCCCAUCUUCAAGACCAAUGAGAUGUUCAUCAAUGCCAUCAAGCAGUACCUGUGUGUGGCACUGUCCAAAAACGGUGUCUCCUCCAUCCCAAAGGUCUUCGAGCUCUCGCUCUCCAUCUUCCUCACCCUCCUCUCCCACUUCAAAACCCACCUCAAGAUGCAGAUCGAGGUAGCUACCUACAUUUUGGUUGUUCCUCUUUCGCAAAAGAUUAAGCUGCUGAUUUUGUUUUUUUGUUCCAGAAAGUGGACUGUGCAAACCGAGCUACCUGACCAGCUAUUAGUCUCUCUGACCAGCUAUUAGUCUCUCUGAGCAGCUAUUAGUCUCUCUGACCAGCUAUUAGUCUCUCUGACCAGCUAUUAGUCUCUCUGACCAGCUAUUAGUCUCUCUGACCAGCUAUUAGUCCAAAUAGUAUUUCCUUUCCUCCCCAAAGUCACGUAAACCUCAUAUUCCUCCUCAUAUUCCUCCUCAUAUUCCUCCUCAUAUUCCACCUCAUAUUCCUCCUCAUAUUCCUCCUCAUAUUCCACCUCAUAUUCCCCUGUGUAGCUCAGUUGGUAGAGCAUGGCGCUUGCAACGCCAGGGUUGUGGGUUCGUUUCCCACGGGGGGCCAGUAUGUAUGCACUCACUAACUGUGAGUCGCUUUGGAUAAGAGCGUCUGCUAAAUGACUAAAAUGUAAAUAUAAUAUUCCUCCUCAUAUUCCUCCUUUCUUGUCCUACUUGAAAACCAAUCAACAUGCAGGUCGAGACACUGGUCUGUUCUGUCGCUGAAUAGCUGUCCUAUCCCCAUAUGCCAAUCGCUCCUGUUCCCUCUCCCAAUGUUGUAAACCUCUCAUCUCUCAAUACAGCAGGCACCUGACACAGGUGAUUCAUGGGAGAUUACGUUUAUCACAGGGCACAGUAAUGUAGUUCUGUCUCAGUGUGAUUGAGUUUCAGUAUUACCUGUUAGCUGUUGCUUCUGAUUUGUAGUCCACUUCCACAGUGGUCUGGUUGUAAUAUUUCCUCAGGCUGAAGUUGAUGACUUAAUCUGCCCGUGACUGUUUGUGGCCAUGAAGGAAAUAAUAGUAUUUUCUGGAGACAGAUGUUGGUUGAGAUGUUCUGAUUUCAUAGUUCAGCGGUCAGCCUGCAGUGAGAUGUAUGUGUUUAUGGCUUUGUUACAGUGGGUCAUUCUGUUUAUGAAGAUUCAUUCAGCUUUUCUCAUCUCAACCUCUUUGUUUGCCUCAACUUUAACUGUCACGGUUUGUUUCGCUGCGCAGGUGUUCUUCAAGGAGAUUUUCCUGUACAUUCUGGAGACAUCCACAAGCUCCUACGACCAUAAAUGGAUGGUCAUACAGACCCUCACCAGAAUAUGUGCAGGCGAGUGUGUGGUGUCAAUUUGAAAUGUUAUCUGCGGUACAGCGCAUCAACGUCAAUUACAAGUCAAGUACCAACUGUCCCUCAUCUCUCCUCCCUCAGAUGCCCAGGGUGUGGUGGAUAUCUAUGUGAAUUAUGAUUGUGACUUGAAUGCUGCUAAUAUCUUUGAGAGGCUGGUGAAUGACCUCUCAAAGAUUGCACAGGGCCGGGCAGGCCACGAGCUCGGCACAACACCACUCCAGGUAAGACUGACCAAUGACUAUACAAAAGUGUAUUUCUUUGUUUAUUUGCUCUAAAGUUGAUGUAACAUUUCUCUGUUCCCACCAGGAGUUGACCCUGAGGAAGAAAGGCCUGGAGUGUCUGGUGUCCAUCCUGAAGUGUAUGGUAGAGUGGAGUAAGGACCAGUAUGUCAACCCCAACUCCCAGACCAGCCUUGGUAAGAGACUGACCAAACUACAGUUACCCUGAGGCUGAUGGGGACUGGUGUACCACUGGGUUUGAUUUAGAUCCUGAGGAAAAUGGUUUAGCCAUUCUUCAAGUACACCGUUCUGCCUGCUCCUUUGUGGUUACCAGAAUGAUGAAAGGGUUUAGAUGCACAGUUGGAGUCCAGCACUCCAGUACAUGUAUAUUUGAGUGUAUUUGAUAUAUUCCACUUACAUCUCUCUGGCAUCCCACAUCCUACAGCUUCAGUUCUCCAUAUCAGCAAUGGUGGAACCCUAGAGUGUGUAUUUACCAUAUUUAUAGUGGCAGAUGCAUGGGGGCAUAUUGUGCAUAUCUACCUUUUCCUGUAGAAUGGUAAAACUAUGAGCAUAGGGGAGACGGCCAAGCUAUGCCAAGGCUUUACUAUCAGUCAAACCUGCCUGAGGCUGCCGUUCAUCACUGGGGUUAACUGGGGUUAGAUGGAAGAGUGGUAUUCAUCAAUACAGCUAUAGCAUAUUCCCUGAGACAGAAGACUAACGAUUAGCAUUCAACAGUAGCCUACAGAUUGUACAGACCCUGAGAGGGAAGGUUAAUUCAAUACUGUACCCUGAGAGAGAAGGCUAGCGUUCAUCAUUACGGCUAGCACAGACCCUGAGAAAGAGAGCGAUGGCUAGCAUCCAUCAGUGUGGCUAGCCCAGUCAGACCCUGACAGGACAUGCUCUCCCUCAGCAGCACUGAAAGGCUAAUAUAAUAAGGGCAGGCUAAUACACCAGGGCAGGGCAGGCUAACUCAAUACCCUGAACCGGUUGAUGAUGAAACGCCCUGGUGCGACAGACGGACAAGACCCUCUGUCAGUGCUCCUGGAUAAGACCCUUGGCUUGCUUCAGAAUGAGCUGAGGGGAAUCAUUCCUUUUAGAUCCUUUAACCAAGUAGGAAAGGAGGGCUCUAACGAAGGGAGGGAAAGAGGGCUUUAACGAAGGCAGGGAAGGAGGCAGGGAAGUAGAGGCUCUGAGAGGAGUGCCAGAUAUCCCUACAUAUCCCCCUAGAGAGGAUCCACAAGGCUAGCCUCAGGCUACCUUCUGGCACUCAGAGAGCUAAUUCUACCAAGGCACGGAAGGCAGCUGAACCCAUAAACAGCGCUACUGCUACAGGGGCUAGGGUUAGUCACCAUGCCAAAGUACAGCCAACUCAUUUAGUGACCAUGCUGAAGUAGACAGUAUGACUCGGUAUUGGCUGCUGUGACUAGUCUCCUACGCUUUUAGGUUACUUCAAACAAAGGAUGUUUUUCUGAGUCAGUGAAAGUGCAUCCUAAUUAUGCAAUUUUCCAUGUAGAUACUGUAGCUCAGCUAAUGCAUUGUGUUUCUGAAAACAUGUUUUUACAUAAUUACAUAGAUAAUACCUCUCCACUCUCCACUUUCUCUUAAUUACGGUCUUUCCCUCUUUGUUCUCUGGUUGGCUGACUUCACAGGAAGAGCAGGUAAUGGUAGAAAGAUGUUGAGUGUUUGGUAGACUAGAGGGUGGAGGGGGCUACGGUGGCUGUGAGUAGUACUGUGUGUUAUUUACACGCCUUAUCUACCUUUUAUUUGCAUAAUCUCAUGUUACUUGCCUUCGAAUGCUGUAGAUUCUGGAUAGAUUUUGAGUUUUUAAAGCCAGCUCUGUGUACAAUAUUUGAAGAAGCUACAGUUGGUUAUACUGUACGUUGUGAUUAGAACUAGUAAACGUUAAAGAGAGCUUUGCUACCCUGGCUGUGCCACCCUCCUCCCUCUAUCCUGGCUGUGCCACCCUCCUCCCUCUACCCUGUGCUCUGCUCUAUGAAGCUGUUGAGUGGAGGAAGCACACUGCCAGCUCACAUUACCCUGGUGUCCUGAAUGUUUUAGAGAGUUUCCGAUGGGUAAUAAGAUCCCUUACCAACGUCCAAUGUCUCUUACAGCCAGACAACCACCAUGGACCUGAUUCACCCACAGAACAGUAGCAUCAGACCUGCCUACUCUGUCCUGUCCCCUCAGGCUACACACAACACUACCUCCAUGUUACAGUUACUGCACACUGCCUUAUCUGCAGCCUACCUGGUUUAUUAGAUAACUGACCUUUUUUAUUGUCUGUAAUGUGUGUGUGUGUGUGUGUGUGUGUGUGUGUGUGUGUGUGUGUGUGUGUGUGUGUGUGUGUGUGUGUGUGUCUGUGUGUGUGUGUGUGUGUGUGUACAGAUGUAGGCUCUUAAAUUGACCACCCUGUUGCAGGAGAACUUUGCAGGAAAUGUCAAACUUGUAGUGUAUUUGAGGUUUUAAAAGGCUUCUGAAGUUUGUAAUUUCCACUUUCAGACUUCAUUUUCCCUUACGAAAAAUGUAUCAAUCCCUACAAAAAUGUCCAUUAAUUUUAAUCCACAAAUUAAUUCCCAUUUCCUGUUGCUGCAUGAUUAUUUUCCUGCUGUAGCAAACUGGCUCAAAUUAAGAUCCUACGUGUGUGUGUACACAGCAGACAAUAUACCACCAGACAAGGCCUCAGGUUCAUCAUGUUGUCUUUCUCUCAGCAGUGCAGACUCCCUCCCACUAUUACUGAAGUCCCCAGAGACCUGGAUCUAGAAACUCUAGGCUGAACACCCCUACUGGCUAAAAACAAGAUUAGAUAUAUGUUUCGAUUGAAAACGUUCAGUGUUGCCUUGCCUGGCUGUGCUGGAUUGCUGUUUGCGUUGGAGUCCUAACACCAACUACAGUUUUUGCUCAUCUCUCUCAGACCAUUGAUUGUUCAAUGUUCUUCUCCAUCCCCAGGUCAGGAGAAACCCUCGGAGCAGGAGACCAAUGAGACGAAGGCCCCAGAGACCAUCAACCGCUACGGAAGCAUCAACUCCCUGGACUCCACGGCCUCGUCGGGCAUCGGGAGCUACAGCACACAGAUGUCAGGGACAGACAACCCUGAGCAGUUUGAGGUUCUCAAACAACAGAAGGAGAUCAUCGAGCAGGGCAUCGACCUGUAAGCCAGACUAGUGCAGCUUAUACUGUAUACCUGAAUAUAUUCACCUUAUCCUUUUGGGACAGCUAAUAAUUCACCUUACUUACAACCUGAAUAUAUUCACCUUAUCCUGUAUGACAGCUUAAUAUAUUCACCUUAACCUGUACAGACAGCUGAAUAUAUUCACCUUAUCUUGUAUACACAGCUGAAUAUAUUCACCUUAUCCUGUAUACACAGCUGAAUAUAUUCACCUUAUCCUGUAUAGACAGCUUAAUAUAUUCACCUUAACCUGUACAGACAGCUGAAUAUCACCUAUCCUAGCCUAAUAUUCCCUUACUGUACAACAGCUGAAAAUAUUCACCUUAUCUUGUACACACAGCUGAAUAUAUUCACCUUGUCCUGUAUAGACAGCUGAAUAUAUUCACCUUAUCCUGUAUGGACAGCUUAAUAUACAUUUACAUUUACAUUUUAGUCAUUUAGCAGACACUCUUAUCCAGAGCGACUUACAGUUAGUGAGUGCAUACAUUUUCAUACUGACCCCCCGUGGGAAUCGAACCCACAACCCUGGCGUUGCAAGCGCCAUGCUCUUCACCUUAUUCUGUAUAGACAGCUGAAUAUAUUCACCUUAUCCUCUAUAGACACCUGAAUAUUUUCACCCUAUCCUGUAUGGACAGCUUAAUAUAUUCACCUUAUCCUGUAUAGACAGCUUAAUAUAUUCACCUUAUCCUGUAUGGACAGCUUAAUAUAUUCACCUUAUCCUGUACAGACAGCUGAAUAUAUUCACCUUAUCCUGUACAGACAGCUGAAUAUAUUCACCUUAUCCUGUAUAGACAGCUGAAUAUAUUCACCUUAUCCUGUAUACACAGCUGAAUAUAUUCACCUUAUCCUGUAUACACAGCUGAAUAUAUUCACCUUAUCCUGUAUAGACAGCUGAAUAUAUUCACCUUAUCCUGUAUAGACAGCUGAAUAUAUUCACCUUAUCCUGUAUAGACUGCUGAAUAUAUUCACCUUAUCCUGUAUAGACAGCUGAAUAUAUUCACCUUAUCCUGUAUAGACCACUGAAUAUAUUCACCUUAUCCUGUAUACACAAGUGAAUAUAUUCACUUUAUCUUGUAUACACAGCUGAAUAUAUUCACCUUAUCCUGUAUAGACAGCUGAAUAUAUUCACACCCAGGGGUGCACAACUCCUUCUAGUGAGGGAAGUUGUCCUGUUUGUUGUCACAGUUUUAAUUUCUCCCUGGCACUUAAUUUAUCAAUUAAUGCCAUUGAUUAAAUUGCCAAUUAUGAAUUAGUAAAUUAGGACAAAAUAUAAAUGAAACACUAUGGCUCUGGAGGGCAACUUCCUUCUCCACCUUAGUAAGCAUAGCACUGUCUCUGUUCUCUGCUCCGUGGUCAGGUUCAACAAAAAACCAAAGAGGGGCGUCCAGUACCUCCAGGAGCAAGGCAUGCUGGGAACCACCCCGGAGGACCUCGCUCAGUUCCUGCACCAGGAGGAGAGGCUGGACUCGGUAAAGAACCUUUUUAAAUCUGUUUACCCAAUCUACUUCAGUUAACUGCAUUUCAUUUGACUUGUGUGGAUCCAAAUACCCACUCUACCUCAUUCAGCUAUGUGCUCUCUGAAACUUUUACCUUUGAACCUGUGCCUUGUGAUUAAGUAGAGUAGAGUGGUUGUUGCGAAUGUAACAGCUAAUAGGGGAUCUGGGUGGUAAAUACACAAAUACCCAUUCUAGCUCAUUAAACUCUAAGUUUACACAGUUAUCUCUCUCAUCCGGCCUCCACACAGCUGCAGGCCCAGAGCAGAACACAUCCAUCACAUAGAAACACCAAGGCACUUAGCUCCUAAUGCUGAACCGCCAGCAUUAUCCUCCCACUCCAAGAUUAUUCCUGCGUCCUCCACCGAGUGCACAUCAAUUAGUAUUUUAACGAGUGAAGCACUCUCCCGAUUGAUUGGCUGGCCUCGAGGGGGGUUCCGUGAGGUGAUAAUCGGCAUUAAAGAGCGUUCAUAACAUCUGCUUUGGAACAAGAGGCCCUCAAACAGCGAGCCAGAGAGACUAGUCUUACAGCGCUGGGAGAGAACAGAGUCCUUUCCUCACAGUUGGCUGUGUCUCUGAAGGAAAGGAGAUGCUUGUUAGGACAAUAUGUGUUAAUUGGCUUCCAAUGAAGAGCACAUGCAUUAUAGUCAAGCAAAUAUAACACUCAAUAUCUAUUGAUUGAACUCAACAUCAUUCUCUCUAUCUCUUCCCCUUCUCUCUCUCUCUCUCUUAUCAUUCUCUCUCUCUCACUUCCUACCUCUCAGACUCAGGUGGGCGAGUUCCUGGGGGACAAUGAUCGCUUCAAUAAAGAGGUCAUGUAUGCCUACGUGGACCAGAUGGACUUCCAAGGCAAGGACUUUGUCUACGCUCUCAGAACGUUCCUCGAGGGCUUCCGUCUCCCGGGAGAGGCUCAGAAGAUCGACAGGCUCAUGGAGAAAUUCGCUGCUAGAUACCUAGAAUGCAACCAGGGGUGAGUGUGGAGUGGUGUGGACUACCCUGGGCAUUGUGGAUUCGUAGACUUAGAAGAAGACUUCAUAUGUGAUAUCAAGCACAUUCAAGGACAUUGAAUGGCAGGAUUCAGAUUGCUCUCUAUUAUGAAUUCAGUGCAUUCACUGAAUAUCUGUAUUGUCUAGCACAAAUGCAUCAAUGCUUUAUUCAGCUCCAUUCUGUUUAUCCUCUUCUCUCUCUUUCUCUCCUUCCUCUCUCCUCUCUCUCUCUCUCUCUCUCUUCAGGCAAACCGAGUUUGCGAGUGCAGACACUGCGUACGUCCUUGCCUACUCAAUCAUUAUGUUGACAACAGACCUUCAUAGUCCGCAGGUAAGACCGCAGCCGGAGCCAGUUUCUGGGAAGAUGAACUGA
This is a messenger RNA of Coregonus sp. 'balchen', 39151 nucleotides long. The record is from the annotation of a GenBank genome assembly. NCBI's taxonomy places the organism in Eukaryota, Metazoa, Chordata, Actinopteri, Salmoniformes, Salmonidae.